AUUUUAAGUAUAAUUUAUUUUUUUCUACUUUUUUCUAGAAUAUGCAAUAUAAUGCAAUCCAAUAUCUUCACCAACCACUAUAAAUAAGAGGUGAUGAAAUCUCAAAUUCCACCAAGGAAAACAAAACACAAAGCAUUCCUACUUUUGUAACAAUUUAUCAAGUAAUGGAUAGAGUGAAGGAUUUGGCAUCAAAGAAAGCUGCAGUUAUAUUCACAAAGAGUUCAUGCUACAUGUGUCACAGCAUAACACAAUUGUUCUAUGAGCUAGGAGCAAGUCCUGCUGUGCAUGAGCUUGACAAUGAACCCUAUGGUAGGGAAAUGGAAAGGGCUUUGAGGAGUCUUGGAUGUAACCCUUCAGUGCCAGCAGUGUUCAUUGGUGGAAAAUUUGUAGGGUCAUCAAAGGAUGUGAUAUCUCUUCAUGUUGAUGGAUCACUCAAACAAAUGCUCAUGGCUGCUAGAGCCAUUUGGUUCUAGUACUAACUAUUUAAUAAAACUCCAAAGAGCUAGACCCAUAUAUACUAUAAAUCUAAUAGUGUAUAUGAUGGAGCUCUAUUUUCGCUAAGUUAGGGACACCCCUUCUUUUUGUUGAGUGUCCUUUUUAGUUGAAACUAAGUGUAUGUAAACAUAGUCUUGUUUUUUUUUUUCUUUCUUUUUUUCUUUUCCAAAAUACCAGCUUACUAUGGCUGAUGUAAAUCAAAGUUCUAUCGAACUUGGACAAUAGAGAAAAAAAACUUCUCUAUUCUUGUUAAUGCAGCUUUAAACUUUCUGAGAAA
Messenger RNA from Medicago truncatula (barrel medic), 772 nucleotides. Its product is annotated as glutaredoxin-C11. Lineage: Eukaryota; Viridiplantae; Streptophyta; Magnoliopsida; Fabales; Fabaceae. The coding region runs from base 165 to 473 and encodes 102 amino acids. The transcript has a single exon. The record is from RefSeq and is a predicted model, not a curated record.